Molecule: messenger RNA, 2232 nt
Organism: Miniopterus natalensis
Lineage: Eukaryota; Metazoa; Chordata; Mammalia; Chiroptera; Miniopteridae
Source: RefSeq, a predicted model, not a curated record
AUGCACCCCGAGGUCUUGGAGCCCCCGGCGGAAGAGGGAGAGAAACCGGACUGCGAGCGGGAGCCGGGUGUGGUGCCCGGCGUGGAGGAGUCUGCGGGCGACCGCGGGAACGCAGGCCAGGGGGACCGCAAGGAAGAAAUUAAUGAUCCUAAGGAAUCAUGUGCGGGUCCUUCGGACACAUCCUACAAAAGUGAGCAGAAACAGAGUGGUGAUAGCAGGUCAGACGGUUGCUUAGCACACCAAAGAAGUGACAAAGAAGAUGAUGGCCCCAGAAUGACUAAACAUUUCCUACAGAAACUCUGCAAGCAACACAAGCUUUAUAUUACCCCAGCAUUGAAUGACACGCUGUACUUACACUUUAAAGGUUUCGAUCGCAUCGAGAACUUGGAAGAGUACACAGGGCUGCGUUGUCUCUGGCUGGAGUCCAAUGGAAUACAGAAAAUCGAGAACCUGGAUGCCCAAACCGAAUUGCGUUGCCUCUUCUUGCAAGUGAACUUGCUUCAUAAAAUCGAGAACCUAGAACCUCUGCAGAAACUGGAUGCUCUCAACCUCAGCAACAAUUACAUCAAGACCAUUGAAAACCUCUCCUGUCUGCCUGUCCUGAACACGCUCCAGAUAGCCCACAAUCACUUAGAGACGGUGGAAGACAUUCAGCAUCUGAAGGAGUGUUUGAAACUUUGCGUUCUUGACCUUUCCCACAAUAGGCUGAGUGACCCCGAGAUCUUGAGCAUCCUGGAGAGCAUGCCUGAUUUGCGUGUCCUGAAUUUGAUGGGAAACCCAGUUAUUAGGCACAUCCCUAACUACCGAAGGACAGUCACUAUCCGACUAAAACACUUAACAUUCCUGGAUGAUAGACCAGUUUUUCCAAAGGACAGAGCUUGUGCAGAGGCCUGGGCGAGGGGAGGGUAUGAGGCGGAGAAAGAGGAGAGACGGCAGUGGGAGAGCAGAGAACGGAAGAAGAUCACAGACAGCGUUGAGGCCUUGGCCAUGAUCAAGCGGCGGGCUGCGGAGAGGAAGCGGCAGAAGGAAAGACAAGAGAGAGGGGAGGUGCCCGCACCAGAUGAAAAUGAGAACAUGGAUGUCAAUGAGGAAGGGAAGGAAGAGCCUCAUGAAGAUGGAGAAAGGCAGCAAAAAAUGGAGCUGUUUGUCAAGGAAUGCUUCGAGGCCAAGGAUGAGCUCUUCCCAGAAAAGUCGAGUUUCUUAGAGGAGCUGCCUACUCAUGUUAAUUCAGAGGUUGAAGACCAGGAUCCAGGAGGGCUGCUCCCAGCUGAGGCCCCCAAGCCAGCAACCCUGGGAGCUACCUGGGAAGAAUCAGCUCCCCAGGUUGUGGCCACUGAGAGUGCAUCAGGUACAGAACCUGGUGGAGGUGAAGAUUUGGAAACCAUUGUGCUGAAGACAGAGGAGAAGCUCUUCAUCAAUGACCUACCUGACUUGGAAGAUGUUGAUACAGGCGAAUCUUUGGAAGAACAGGACAAGAUGUGCUUUCCAAAGAUUACAACCAUCUCGAGCUUGAAUGAUGACAGUGACCCUGAGCUGGACUACACCUCACUCCCAGUGCUGGAAAACACAUCUACACACACCCUUUCAAACAUAUUCGCAAUCUCCAAGGACACCUCCAGGAAAGUCGAGACGCCCUUUACACACAUAUUUAAAGAAGCAGCAAAGAGGGAGUUGGAGACCCAAAGUAGGGACACCAAGUCCCCACGCCCACUGAUUCAGGAGCUCAACAGCAAUGAGCCUUCGGGCAAACCACCAACACCCCCCACCUGCAAAAAGGACGAUGUGGCACCACCCCCUUCCAGUGAGGACGGGUACGGUGACCUACUUUCAGCCUCUCCUCCAGGUAAUGCCACCCUGCUCUCAAAGCAUUCCCGGGUGGGUGGCAUCUCCGGGCUACUUAGGACCGUGCAGAUCUUGGCAAUCUUGUUCAGCAGGUGUAGAUGGGGCUAGGGAGCCUAUUUUCACCCCCUUCCUCACCAUCUAGAUCCUCAGCCUUUCCAGACAAAGGCUUCUAAGGGAGGGAGGGGACUGGUGACACCACAGCUGGGAAUGUGGGAACAGCAGGCUGAUUGUGGCCCCUCCACAGUGAAGGUCCAGAAUCAGGAUAUAGGACAUGUGAGACGGGAGGUUCACCAGGCAGAGACAGUGUCCAGAGCAGCUGGCUGGGUGGGACAGAUGAGGCCACAAUCUGACAUAUCAGCCUGGACUGGUGAUGGGGGCCUGAGCCUGUGA